Colletotrichum costaricense is the source of this 216-nucleotide messenger RNA. RefSeq lists its product as uncharacterized. NCBI's taxonomy places the organism in Eukaryota, Fungi, Ascomycota, Sordariomycetes, Glomerellales, Glomerellaceae. Bases 1 to 216 code for a protein of 71 amino acids. The transcript has a single exon. The record is from RefSeq and is a predicted model, not a curated record.
AUGUGGACGGGGAUCGCGCAGUCCUUUAUUGCUUUCUUGCGCCUCUUCUCUCAUUUCAUUAUUCGAGGAUGGACUAUUCUUACUACUAUUGGUCGAUGUUCCGGCGGUGCAGGGUCUAGCACCUCGCGACACUGGAAACGGUUGGUGGUGGUGGAGUCAUACCUUGUCUGGGCACUUUCGCGAGCAUCUCGGAAGAGUUGUGUGUUUCUUGGGUAG